Molecule: messenger RNA, 2336 nt
Organism: Temnothorax curvispinosus
Lineage: Eukaryota; Metazoa; Arthropoda; Insecta; Hymenoptera; Formicidae
Product: actin, clone 403-like
Exons: 4
Coding region: 411-1541 (376 amino acids)
Biological process (GO): mitotic cytokinesis
Source: RefSeq, a predicted model, not a curated record
UUCUCGUUAUUAAUACAUUCACUGUGUAAUUUACAAAUUUAUAAACAGGUUUUACCAAAAUCAGUCAACUUGUAAAUCUUCUUUUUAACAAUAAGCGAAAGUAUUCUUUCUAUGUCUAUCAAUGUAAAGGAAAUCUAUUAGUGUUAAGUCAAUUUAUGAAAUGUUAUUGUUCAUUUUUCUGAAGUCGUCGCAUGAAAAGAGAUACGUGUGUGCGUGGAUCUGUGGGCGGAAGGAGGGGAGCUCAUAUAAAGCAACUCUUCUAGGAAGAAACGCAAUGCUUCAGAAGCCAAUGUCACGCGAGAACGUUGUACCAUCUAGUCUCUCGGUUGUUCUAUUUAUUUAUCUACUGUAAGAAAAAUUCACGUUCUGCUUCGACAUUGCUAAAAUCAUCCGCUUAAUAUUAUUCUAAAAUGUGUGACGACGACGUAGCUGCGUUGGUGAUUGACAAUGGAUCGGGAAUGUGCAAAGCCGGGUUUGCCGGGGAUGACGCACCUCGAGCCGUGUUUCCCUCCAUCGUUGGAAGACCCCGGUAUCAGGGCAUUAUGGUCGGCAUGGGACAAAAGGAUAGUUACGUAGGCGACGAGGCUCAAAGUAAACGGGGAGUUCUCACUGUUAAAUAUCCUAUAGAACACGGUAUCGUCACCAAUUGGGACGACAUGGAGAAGAUCUGGCAUCAUACAUUUUACAACGAGUUGAGAGUCGCGCCGGAGGAGCAUCCCGUUUUGUUGACGGAAGCUCCCCUGAACCCUAAGGCCAACCGCGAGAAAAUGACGCAGAUCAUGUUCGAGACCUUCAACACUCCGGCUAUGUAUGUUGCCAUUCAGGCUGUCCUGUCUUUGUAUGCGUCAGGACGUACGACUGGUAUAGUGCUGGAUAGCGGCGAUGGGGUAUCUCAUACAGUACCGAUUUACGAAGGAUACGCCUUACCUCAUGCGAUUUUGCGCUUGGAUCUGGCCGGCCGCGAUUUGACCGAUUACUUGAUGAAAAUUCUGACCGAGAGAGGCUACACCUUUACAACUACCGCCGAACGUGAAAUCGUGCGUGACAUCAAGGAGAAGCUGUGUUACGUGGCCUUAGACUUCCAGCACGAAAUGGCGACAGCUGCCGCAUCGACUGCAUUAGAGAAGAGCUACGAGUUACCGGACGGCCAGGUCAUCACAAUCGGCAACGAGCGCUUCCGUUGCCCGGAAGCAAUGUUCCAGCCGAGCUUCCUGGGUAUGGAAUCCUGCGGCAUACACGAGACGACGUACAAUUCGAUCAUGAAGUGCGACGUCGAUAUCCGCAAGGAUUUGUACGCUAAUUCGGUGCUCUCGGGCGGCACUACCAUGUAUCCGGGCAUCGCCGAUCGGAUGCAGAAGGAGAUAACGACCCUCGCACCGCCCACCAUGAAGAUCAAAGUAAUCGCGCCGCCCGAAAGGAAAUACUCGGUGUGGAUUGGCGGCUCGAUCCUCGCCAGUCUGAGCACGUUCCAACAAAUGUGGAUCUCUAGGCAGGAGUAUGACGAGUUAGGACCGUUCAUUGUGCACAGAAAGUGCUUUUGAGAUGCCAUCAUCCAGAACGCUUCUCAACCGAUAUUAAUCUUUAGUGGACCGUAUGCAAAAUAACUGAAACAAUAUUUAUUUUCUGAGUAAUAAUUUAUUACUUCCUGAGUAAUAAUUUUCUUGUUAUAUGUUUCCUCACCCUUCACGCUUCUUGAAAAAUUUUUACUCGCCAAUAGUUUUUUUAUCCUUGAUCUUUUCCUUGAUAGAUGGACUUUUUUUAGCAUUGAUUCGCAACGAGUGAAUGCUACGUCUAAUUAUCGUCGAUUCUCGUUUCAUUGCAUUCGCACGUGCGAAUUUUACAGAUGAAUAUUUUUAUUGCUUUAAACGUUUGAAUCUAGGAAUUUGUGCACAUUCAAUGAAGCCAUUGAUUCGUCAAUGUCCUUUUUUAUUUCUAAAAUGUACUCGAUGUCAUAUUACAUAGCAGGACGUAUAAGGCGGAUGUGACAUUGGAGAGUUCUCCCUACGUCCCUCUUAGAAACUUUCAUACAACUUUUGACACACAGUACAUCUGCCGACAUAACAAAAUUCUCUUUGUUGACGCAUAUACAUUAGAAAAUAAUAAUUUACAUAUUUUUUCUCAUAGAAUGUUAUGUGUCGCAUAUAUUUAUAAAUGUACUAAGAACUCAAUCAGUAAUUCCACAGCUAGAAAAGUUGUCAUUUACAGGAUAUUGAUAAUUACAUAUCAUCGUAAUUACGUAGCAUCGAAUGCUGUUUUGUUCAUGAAAUUCUAUUAAUUUUCAUGGACGGUUAAUAUAUUAUCUUACAGAAUAUAUAUAUGUAUAUAUAUAUAUUCCU